AUGAGGCGAUUGUCGGAAAUGAUUUCUGAUUGGGAAAGGCCAUCCAGAUCCUCUUUAUCACAUAUGUACAGUUUUGCGAGAAGAGAAUCCGUGUAUAUUGCGAGGAAGAAGCUGGCUGGCUUGAAGGAUUGGGCCCUCGACUUGCUAGCAAAACUGAAAAGCAAGCAAGGAAUGGCGAUUCGGCGAGAGACACGAGCAACAAAACUUGUCGCCACUGUCAUGGUCGUUUUCCUCGUUUGUUGGCUUCCUUUCUUCACAUUGAAUAUGGUAAAGAUCUACAAAUUAAUUCGAGAGGAUUGGUCAACUGAUUUGGAAUAUUGGUUUCAUUGGUUCACCGCUUUGGGAUAUCUAAAUUCGUCACUCAACUUUUUCAUCUAUUCAGCGAUCAAUCAAAAAUUCCGUCACUCUUUCCGUCGCCUUGUCGGCUUUCGUCGAUCACGAAGACUAAAGGAGAAAACGUGGAUGUUGCCAGCGAAGAAUGCGAACAAUAACGACUCGUCGCAACGUGGUGGAAUGAAAUAUUGUGGAUGUGGGGCAUUUCAUCGGAUAACGAAAAAGAGUCCGUUGAGAAGGGCUAGCUCAUGCGGACUGUUGCACAAUCGAAAACAAUCGAUGCCAAAACCGGAGAUAAUUAUCGAUGAAAUAUCGAGACUCUCACCGGCAAGGAUAUCGAUUACAACUGGAGGACAGACGACUUUCAGACGUUCUUCGGAUGAUUCCCUUCGUCGUUCCUCCUCUGAGAUCAUCAGCCGGAUCUCUCUCCCUUCAUCGAACGGUCCUCAAGGGAUUUCCUCAUCCCGCCGUGGUUCUGGAAUGUCCGUCUCGUCGGCUUCUCUCCAAAUUCACGAGAUUCGUCAAGAGUUUAAUGCGCUUGUCGGCGAUCAGCAAGAUGUCGAGAUAUUUGUC
Molecule: messenger RNA, 906 nt
Organism: Mesorhabditis belari
Lineage: Eukaryota; Metazoa; Nematoda; Chromadorea; Rhabditida; Rhabditidae
Source: the annotation of a GenBank genome assembly